AUGAUCCUCACACUUGACGCACCGUCGCCCUCGCAUCCCCCGUUUCCCCGUCGCCCUUGCCCUCCCAACGCCCUUACCCCGGUCCCCUCUCGUCGAUUUCUUGUCAACGUCGUGGGGCCACAUUCCGACGCUUCGUACACCACUCCGCGCUCCUCUCCCCUCACGGCGCGCGCUCCUCUCGCCUCCCCGCGCGCGCUCCUCUCGCCUCCCCGCGCGCGCUCCUCUCGCCUCCCCGCGCGCGCUUCUCUCGCCUCCCCGCGCGCGCUUCUCACGCCUCCCCGCGCGCGCUUCUCUCGCCUCCCCGCGCGCGCUCCUCUCGCCUCCCCGCGCGCGCUCCUUUCGCCUCCAGCGCCGCAUCUUCCCACCUCCCCACGCGCGCUUCUCUUGCCUCCCCGCGCGGCCUCCUCUCACCAUCGCCAGCGUGCUCCGCUCGCCAUGGCCUCGCGUGCUCCUUUCGCCUUGAUAGCGCGCGAUUCUGUCGCCUCCCCGCGUGGCCUCCUCUCACCAUCCCGCGCGUGCUCCUCUCGCCUCCCCUCGCAUGAGAGGCGAGCCUUUAUAGCGCGCGCUUCACUUGCCUCCCUGCGCGGCCUCCUCUCACCUCCCCGCGCAUCCUCCUCUCGCCGCCUCACGCGUGCUUCUCUCGCCUCCCCGCGCGAACUCCUCUCGCCUCCCCUCGUGUGCACCUCUCACCCCCCCUCUACCGCCCCUCUUGCCUCCCCGUGCAGCCUCCUCUCACCUCCCUGCGCGUGCUCCACUCGCCUCCCCUCGCGUGGUCCUCUCACCUCACCUUGUGUGCUCCUCUCGCCCCCCCACGCGUGCUCCUCUCUCCUCAUCUUGCGUGCUCCUCUCGCCUCCCCACGCGUGCCCCUCUAA
Closterium sp. NIES-65 is the source of this 873-nucleotide messenger RNA. NCBI's taxonomy places the organism in Eukaryota, Viridiplantae, Streptophyta, Zygnematophyceae, Desmidiales, Closteriaceae. The record is from the annotation of a GenBank genome assembly.